AUGGAGUGUCUCGGGAUCAGCUGCUACCCAAAUAUAUCAAUUUAUUCACCUUCCCAAACUGCAAUGAAGACCGCUCCUCCCACGAGUCCCAUGUAUCCUGAUCUUCAGGAACCUGAUGAAGGAAGGUUAGAGUACCUCCUGGUGGGUCUGCUUCUGGGCCUGGCCAAUCUGGCCAUAAAUGGCUCCAGCAGUGGGCUGUUUGCCUUCCGCGGGGGAAUCAAGUUUAAGAGCUGUGAGGUUUUGCUUCAGCUCCACAAGUACCUGGUGGAGAAAGCUAAAUCAGCCAUUAUCUACUACAAACCCAAUGGCUCACACCAUUACCUGGACUACACACUUUGCAGGGAGAAAGCUGCCACCAAUGAACGUGUGCGUGAAGGUGACGAGAAUGUGGAGCGAGGUAACUGGUCCUCGAAGACUGACUACUUGCUCUCAGUGAUCGGUUCUGCUGUGGGUUUGGGCAAUGUAUGGAGAUUCCCGUACCUGGCCUACAGAAAUGGAGGAGGUGCUUUCCUUAUUCCCUACAUUCUGAUGCUGGCAGUCGCUGGGAUGCCAAUGUUUUUCCUGGAAACUUCCUUUGGGCAGUUUGCCAGCCUUGGACCGGAUGCAGUGUGGAAAGCUGUGCCCAUGUUACAGGGCUUGGGCAUAAAUACCAUUGUACUUGCAGCAUUUGACAACAUUUCCUAUACCUGCGUCCUCGCCUACAGUCUGUACUAUCUGUUUGCAUCCUUCCAAUCACCAUUGCCAUGGGCAGAGUGUUUUAGUUGGUGGGGAGCGGAUGAAACAUGCAGCAGGACUCCCAAAGAUCCAAUCUGCAAUUUCUCUCUGGACAAUGGAUAUUUUGAAAUUGUUAAUAUAACAUGGCUGCAGACAAACAAUGAAACUUGUCGAAAUGGAUCAGAAAUCUCCAUUCUUCACCAGGGUCCGAGUGAGCAAUACUGGGAUAAAGUGGUUUUACGCCGUACAAGUUCAAUCGAUGAAACUGGGGAGAUCGUCUGGUAUUUAGCCCUCUGUCUGUUUCUGGCCUGGCUAAUAAUUGGGGCGGUGUUAUCAAAGGGAAUCAAAUCUUCAGGAAAGGUGGUUUAUUUCACUGCGACAUUACCUUAUGUGAUUCUGACCAUACUCCUGAUCCGAGGGCUAACCCUGGAGGGAGCCUCUAAAGGAAUUGAAUUCUACAUUGGAAUCCAAUCAGACUUCUCCAAACUGGCAGAAGGUCAUGUUUGGAAAGAUGCUGCGAUACAAAUUUUCUUUUCUUUGUCAGUAGGUUCUGGUACUUUAAUAGCACUGUCAUCCUACAACAAAUUCCACAACAACUGUUACCAAGACGCCAUUGUUGUCUGUGUGGUUAAUUGUGGUACAAGUGUGUUUGCUGGAUUUGCCAUCUUCUCUAUCCUUGGACAUAUGGCUCAUAUCCAAGGGAAACCUGUUUCUGAGGUUGCCCAGUCAGGUUUUGGUUUGGCUUUUAUUGCGUAUCCGGAGAUUGCUGCGCAGUUGCCGUGGGCACCUUUAUGGUCCAUUUUAUUUUUCCUCAUGCUGGUCAUUUUGGCAAUCGACACUAUGUUUGCAAGUUUAGAAAAAGUCAUAACAGUUCUGCUGGACAGGUUUCCAAAAUAUCUACGAUCAAAGCGCUUUUGUCUGACAAUUGGCAUUUGUGUGUUGUCUUAUUUGUUUGGUCUUGUGAGUGUAACACAGGCUGGAAUUUACUGGAUACAUUUAAUUGAUUAUUUCUGUGCUGGAUGGGUCCCUAUUAUAGUAACACUGCUGGAACUCAUGGGUGUAAGCUGGCUGUAUGGGACAAACCGAUUCAUCAAGGACAUUGAGAUGAUGAUUGGGGAAAGGACUUGGCUUUUCUGGCUGUGGUGGAGAGUUUGUUGGUUUUUUAUCACUCCGUGUUUGAUGGUGGUUUUCUUGUUCUGGUCCUUGACAACUUUUGUCCCACCAACAUAUGGACCUGUUGAAUACCCUGUCUGGGCAAUAGCACUGGGCUGGUGUAUGACCAUCUUCUGUAUUAUGUGGAUCCCCAUUGUGGCUGCAGUGAGAGUUGUCCAAGCUGAGGGCUCCACAUUGUGGCAGACGAGGCUGGAAGAGGGAUGGAUGAGUGGAGAUGCAGAGGAAUUUGUUCUGACAGUGCUGUGCAGGAGAAUGCUGGGGUGGACAGAAAGUUGGGACUAUCACCUAAGAUAUCUGCAGCUUGUGCAUCAGCCCCAGAUUGGGGUCCGUACUUGGAACAACACAGAGGGGAAAGAUACAGGAAAAGGCCUGAUUCAAGAGACGCUUCUUAUGGGCGAGACUACGUACAAGCUGGAAGACCAGCAUCUUGCUUUCUGCUUGGGAAACUCAAACUUCAGGAUCAAUAUCGAGUUCAAUGAUUUUAGGGCCACGGCACCUUUUCAGUGGGAGGUUGAAUGUACGUUGGCCCGGGACUCGAAACACUGCUGUUCACACAAGCGAUUUUUACAUAAUCUCCAGUACUCCCGGUUGGCUUCAGCUGGUCUCGAGGCCACAGAACACACUAUUGAGCCGUUGCCACUGCCUGUGUCCGUUCUUGACGGCGGUGAAACGGAUGUCGGUAUCUACAAUUCAAUGCAGUACGACUGGUUAGCCAAUGACGGGUACGAUCCCUCGGGCGAGGGGAAACUAAAGACAGGCACAGUCCGCGCAUUGACAUCGGAAACUGGUGGCCCACGUUCUCAUUUUAAUAAGAUCUCUGGCCUCUGUCUUCCGUGUCGGACGUCUGGACUGAGCUGCUGGCCUGUGGAGCAUUCUGAUCUGCGGGAACACCGGGCACAGUACAGUUUCUCACUGGGUUUUCCCUCGCUAGCAGGGCACCCUUCAUCCCAACAUGACUGUCUCCCUAGAACCGGUGAUUCUGGUAAAGACAACGUGCUCGGAUACAACAAAGGGACGUCUGUGGGGGCGUCUGCCGGCACACCAGACCCCGGUCGCCUCGUGGUGUUGCGAUUUCUUACGGCAUGGGAGGUGAGGCCUCAAUAG
Messenger RNA from Hemiscyllium ocellatum (epaulette shark), 2991 nucleotides. RefSeq names its product sodium- and chloride-dependent neutral and basic amino acid transporter B(0+)-like. Gene Ontology annotation, cellular component: membrane. The coding region runs from base 1 to 2991 and encodes 996 amino acids. The record is from RefSeq and is a predicted model, not a curated record. Lineage: Eukaryota; Metazoa; Chordata; Chondrichthyes; Orectolobiformes; Hemiscylliidae. Gene Ontology annotation, biological process: sodium ion transmembrane transport. Gene Ontology annotation, molecular function: L-proline transmembrane transporter activity. The transcript has 21 exons.